Messenger RNA from Ascoidea rubescens DSM 1968, 2076 nucleotides. RefSeq names its product endo-1,3(4)-beta-glucanase (gene ACF2). The transcript has a single exon. Gene Ontology annotation, cellular component: cell surface. Lineage: Eukaryota; Fungi; Ascomycota; Saccharomycetes; Ascoideales; Ascoideaceae. The annotation marks the transcript as partial. Gene Ontology annotation, molecular function: glucan endo-1,3-beta-D-glucosidase activity; endo-1,3(4)-beta-glucanase activity. The record is from RefSeq and is a predicted model, not a curated record.
AAUAAACCAAUUUACACCAACAAGUUCUAUACCAAUUUUAUUCUCGAAAAUCAACAAUGCUCUAUUUGGACUCAUCCCUAUUCAUUAUCAUUCUCCAAAGUUGAUGGUUUCAAUGGAUUAGCAGUCUCCCAUAUCACAAAUAACCAGAAAACCUUUUCAAAUGAUAACAUACCCCAUGAAUUUUUUAUUAAUCCAAUUGGAAUCAAAUCAAUUAUCUUUAGUUCGACCCAGUUUCGAAGUUUGCAAGACCCAAACCUAUUAAAUUUGAGCUUGAAUAGCUUGAAUCAUUCUUCUGUUAAUUUAAAUUUAUCUUUACCUUACAACUCAUAUAAUAGCAACGAAAAUGGAAAUAUCAACUUUCCAAUUGUUCAAGGUUUGGGUUUUAUAACUGGUAUUUAUAAUAAUUUAACUCCAUUGUUACAAUCAACUGUCGGUUUCAGAUCAAUCGAAAGAUUGGGGAAUUUAUCAAACAAUAUUCAAAAAUAUAAAAUUGUUCUAUUUAAUGACAUUGUUUGGUCAGUUUAUGUUUCAAAUUAUUCAAACCCGAAUUUCAAUUUAACUAAAAUAGAUAAUAACAAUAUUCAGUCAAAUGUAUUAUCCAAUUGCACAAUUCAAGUUGCUACAGGAUUUUCACAAUUCUACGAUCUAGCUGCUGGAUUGUUUGUAUAUCACACUGAAAUCUCAUCCGAGGUUAUUGAUGCAAAUUCCUCUGGCUCCCCCUCUUCAAAUUCAAGUGCUGUUUAUUCAUUUAAUUUUAAAACUGCAGGAUAUUCAUUGUCAAGCAAACCAAUAAUGUUUGCUCUACCUCACCAUUAUAAUAAUUUUUCAAAUUAUACAAAUAGUGGAAGAACAGAUAUUUAUCUAGAUUCAACCACCAAGGGUGUAAUGGCUGGUUACUUGAUUGAUAAAUUUGAGAUUGUUCACUACGAUUUACCAGUUAACAUCACAUUUUUCCCUGGUACCAGUUUAAAUUAUCAGGCAACAUAUAAUAAUAAUAGUCUAGGUCUAAUUAGAAAAGCCGCUGAAAUUGAAGUUAGUGAAGACGUGAUGAAUCUAUCCAAUUUAGACUCGAUGUAUUUUGCAGGUAAAAAAUUGGAUAAAUAUGCUUUGGUUUUGUAUUCAACAAUGUACAUUUUACAAGAUAGAGAAUUGACAUUGAGAUUAUUACCGAAAUUGAAAAAUGCGUUCAAUAGAUUUUCAAAAUUGAACAAUAUUCAACCAUUGAUUUACGAUAAUUCAUAUAAAGGAUUGAUUUCCAGAGCUGGUAUCAAUGGUGAUCCCAAUCUCGAUUUCGGAAAUUCAUACUAUAACGAUCAUCAUUUUCAUUACAGUUAUUUUAUACAUGCUGCGGCAAUUAUUGGUAAGGUCGAAUUAGACCUCAAUGAUGGAAGAGAAAGUGAAUUUUUAAAUGAAAAUAAAGAUUUUGUUGAUUUUUUAGUCAGAGAUGUUUGCAAUCCAAGUCCGGGAGAUAAUUAUUUCCCACAAUUCAGGUCAUUUGACUGGUUUAAUGGACACAGUUGGGCUAAGGGAUUAUUUGCAAGUGCCGAUGGUAAAGACGAGGAAUCCUCAUCAGAGGAUUAUCAUUGCUAUUAUUCGAUCAAAUUAUGGUCAAUUGUUGUUAAAAAUGAUAAAUUGGGAAGACUAAUGGAUUUGAUUUUAAGUGUAAUGAAAAAUUCAAUCACAUCUUACAUGUUGAUGGAUAAUGAUAAUAAGAUCCAGCCCAAAGAAUUCAUUGGAAAUAAAGUAACAGGAAUCUUUUUUGAAAAUAAAAUUCACCAUACAACAUACUUUGGGAAUAACCUAGAAUAUAUUCAGGGGAUCCAUAUGUUACCUAUCACACCAAUAUCAAGUUAUUUCCGAUCUCCAAAGUUUGUGAAAGAAGAAUGGGAGGAAAAGUUGUCAAGCCAUAUCGAUAAGGUUGACGGUGGAUGGAAAGGAAUACUAAUGUUGAAUACAGCAUUAUUUGAUCCAGGGUUAGCAUGGAACUUUUUUGGAAAAGAAAAUUUCAACUAUGGCUAUCUAGACGAUGGGAUGUCAUUAACCUGGAGUUUGGCAUUUGUCGCAGGCGUAGGAGGA